CCCCCGGCCUCACAGUGCGCCGGCGUUAACCCUCCCCGGAGAUCUCGGCCACCGGGAUUGCGGGUUCCCACAAAGCGUUGUUUCCGAACUCGACCACGGGAGCGUGUCCUGAUUGGCUUGCUCUGGAGGUGGGGAAGGGACCUAUUUGAGACCGGGACCACUUCCUGAAGCGCGAGGCAGGAAGUUAUCUGGUAUCUCUGGAGCCCUGUGGAGGGAGAAAGGCUCCCUGCCGCAUUGGUGGCGGGAGGUGGGUUGGGAGACUGGCCGCUCGGUCCCGCUGGAGUUAGGAGCCGUUUUCCAACGCAGCACCACGGCCCCCUUCUCCAGCACCGAGCCCGGCGCGGCUGCCCGGGGGGCUCCUUCCGGCUCCUUGACGCCGCCGCAGGGGGCGGCUACCCAGGCAUCGCCUGGGCCACCAGCUAGGGGACUGGCAGCCGGUUUCAGCACCCUGGGCCACAGUAAGACGUGCCCUUGUUGUCCCGCGCAUUGCCUUCCUUCUUUAAGCCACCGAGACCCUGGUCCAGAGCGACUGCCUUGGACCUGGGACUAGACGGAUCCAAAACGCUCGGCCCCGGCCCCCCGCAGACGGGGCUCUGCAUCGUCUCUGAUAUGUCACCCACCGUCUCCCACAAGGACAGCAGCCGGCAACGGCGGCCGGGCACUUUCAACCACUCUCUGGAUAUGAAGAGCGGUCCUCUGCCGCCGGGCGGCUGGGAUGACAGCCGUCUGGACUCGGUGGGCGGGGAAGGGGAUCGAGAAGCUCUUCUGAGUGAAAGUGGCGUUGGGGACUUCUCAAAAGCCCCGCGGAGCUGCCGGGCCGAGCUAAGCAGCAUUUUGCUACUGCUCUUUCUUUACGUGCUCCAGGGUAUUCCCUUGGGUCUCGCGGGAAGCAUCCCACUCAUUUUGCAGAGCAAAAAUGUCAGCUAUACAGACCAAGCUUUCUUCAGUUUUGUCUUCUGGCCCUUCAGUCUCAAACUGCUCUGGGCCCCGAUGGUCGACGCGGUCUACUUUAAGAACUUCGGUCGUCGCAAGUCCUGGCUCGUCCCUACGCAGUACAUACUAGGAUUCUUCAUGAUUUAUCUAUCCACUCAGGUGGACCGGAUGCUCGGGAACACCGAUGGCAGAACACCCGAUGUGGUCGCUCUCACUGUGACGUUCUUUUUGUUUGAGUUCCUGGCCGCCACUCAGGACAUCGCUGUGGAUGGUUGGGCGUUAACUAUGUUAUCCCGGGAAAACGUGGGUUAUGCUUCUACAUGCAAUUCAGUGGGCCAGACAGCGGGCUACUUUUUGGGCAAUGUUUUGUUUUUGGCCCUUGAAUCUGCCGACUUUUGUAACAAAUAUUUGCGAUUUCAGCCUCAACCCAGGGGGAUCGUUACCCUUUCAGAUUUUCUUUUUUUCUGGGGAACUGUAUUUUUAAUAACAACAACAUUAGUUGCCCUUCUGAAAAAAGAAAACAAAGAAGUAUCAGUUGUAAAAGAAGAAACACAAGGGAUCACAGAUACUUACAAGCUGCUUUUUUCAAUUAUAAAAAUGCCAGCAGUUCUGACAUUUUGCCUUCUGAUUCUUACUGCAAAGAUUGGUUUCUCAGCAGCAGACGCAGUAACAGGACUAAAAUUGGUGGAAGAGGGAGUACCCAAAGAACAUUUAGCCUUAUUGGCAGUUCCAAUGGUUCCUUUGCAGAUAAUAUUGCCUCUGAUUAUCAGCAAAUACACUGCAGGUCCCCAACCACUAAACAUAUUUUACAAAGCCAUGCCCUACAGGCUGUUGCUUGGAUUAGAAUAUGCACUGCUGGUUUGGUGGACUCCUAAAGUGGAGCAUCAAGGGGGAUUCCCCAUAUAUUACUAUGUUGCAGUGCUGCUGAGUUAUGCUUUACAUCAGGUUACAUUGUACAGCAUGUAUGUUUCUAUAAUGGCUUUCAAUGCAAAGGUUAGUGAUCCACUUAUUGGAGGAACAUACAUGACUCUUUUAAAUACUGUGUCCAAUCUGGGAGGAAACUGGCCUUCUACAGUAGCCCUUUGGCUGGUGGAUCCUCUCACAGUAAAAGAGUGUGUAGGAGCAUCAAAUCAGAAUUGUCGAACACCGGAUGCUGUCGAGGCUUAUAAUGCAUUCAUGUCAACAAGACUAGCUCACUUAAAGAUGCUUAUAAAUAAAGGAAAGGCAAUCUCUCUCUCCCCUGCUUUGAGGACCACUGUCUCACAUGCUUUGCAAAAAACUUGGUGGCUCAUGUGUUACAGCACUGGAUGGUUAUUAUGUGGAAUCGAUUAUUUGUGUUUUUAUUGGAUUUGGAUGGUGGUUCUUUCUUGGUCCGAAAUUUAAAAAGUUACAGGAUGAGGGACCAUCUUCAUGGAAGUGCAAAAGGAGCAAUUAAUGCAUGAACUACUGGACAUUCUAGAAAGGUAACUGUAGAUUUAAUUCAGAGAGCUCUGAUAAUCAGUGCACAGGAGUAUAAAAUAUUAUUUUAAACAAGGAAUUUAUUAAUAUAAAAUGCCAAAUGUUUGAAAAAUAGAGACCUCUCUGUAUAUCUGAUCACAUUUUUUCCUUGCCUUGUCGAUGUAUUUAAAGUUUACUUAAGGUCUGGAAAUUGGUUCUAAAGCAACUUUUCUGGCCUUGUUAUUUGAUUUAUACUUUUUAAAUUUACUGACCAAAGCACGUUUUAAGCUGUAAUACAGUAGCCAUGGUUGGUAACCAUGCAGUCAAGUAUUGGUAUCAGUUCCUGUCAUUGAGUUGUAUUUCUAGCUUUGGUACUAUAUAUUAAAUGGAAGAGAGUUUGAUAUUCAGUGCUAACUACAACUAGUCUGACCUUACUGACAGUUAAAAUUUUAUUUUGAAUUGUAAAUUGGUUAAAUUUUAUGUGGAAUUUGCUGAGCAAUGUAAACUAAUGAAACAUCAUUUUAGUUAUUUUUCUGACCAUAGCCACAGUGUACAAAUGCAUUUGUGUUAAAAAAACAAAAACUAUUUUAAAUGUAUUUCCUGCUUUUGUAAGCAUUGAAGAUUUAUAAGAAGAUUAUUCAAACUAUUUUUUAUAAAAUGAAAGUUAUGAUUUCUAAUUUAUUGAUUCCCCUCCUCAACACUCUUUUUUGGAAGAUAUUAUGAUUUCUUGUUAGCUUUUACCCUACAGCUUACAUGUGUUUUUUUGUCAUAACAGUGCUUCAUGGCACACAGACAGCUAAAACGGGGAUCAAAUUUAGUGUUUUAUGUAUGUUCAUGGCAAAGUUUUGGAAAUAAAAAUUAAGGUUAUUCUGCAAGUAGUUUUUUUUUUUAAUUUCUGUAGGAAAAAAUAAAGCUUUCUGAUUAAAUUUAAAUUAAUAAUACCAUAAUUUUAAAAAUGAAUAUUUUAAAGAGAGAAACAAAGACAUUUUGUGCCUUUGACAAAUCAUAUAAUGGAAGGAUGUUUAUUAAUUAAGCACUUUACUAAGUGAAAAAGAUCUCAUGUUUGCACCAUGCCACAUCAGGUACUGUAUUUCCAUUUAUUAAAACAUAGCCUUUUGGUUGUAAACUAUAGUUUCCAGGAAAAAUUGCUAUCCCAGGAAAAUUAAACUUUUGAGUACUUCAGCAAUUUUCAGCAUAGUAUAUAUAUCAGUGAUAAGGUUUUUUUGCAUAUUUUGCAUUAUUCAUUACUCUAACUAUUUAGAGAUUACAUAAAUCCACCAGAAGUUAGAGAAAAGACUGUUAUAAAUCUUAAUAAUUUUGUCUUUGUGGGAAAAUACAUACUAAUUCCUGAUUUUGUUAAUUUUAUAACAUAGGUUGGAUUUUAGAGUGGGGUUUUUCUAAGUAAUGAAGGAUAAAAUGGGUGGGAGAAAAUGGCGCACAGCAUCUGAAGAAAGAUAGGGGCUGUGGCCUCUAGAAGUCAUGCACUGCCAUUGGAAAACCUGUAUUGGGCACCGAUAUCAGAUCCUGAAGAAUCACCUGGAGUAACACUCAUCCUAGAGACAAGGAAACCACAGCAAACAAACCAGAGACUACAGUACUUUGUUACAUGGUUUUCCAUUAUCAUGUAUUAUAAUCAAAAUGUUUACUUGAAUAAAGAAAAACCCACUAAACACUCA
Molecule: messenger RNA, 4046 nt
Organism: Oryctolagus cuniculus (rabbit)
Lineage: Eukaryota; Metazoa; Chordata; Mammalia; Lagomorpha; Leporidae
Source: RefSeq, a predicted model, not a curated record